Messenger RNA from Thecamonas trahens ATCC 50062, 2835 nucleotides. RefSeq names its product periodic tryptophan protein 2. Gene Ontology annotation, biological process: ribosomal small subunit assembly; maturation of SSU-rRNA from tricistronic rRNA transcript (SSU-rRNA, 5.8S rRNA, LSU-rRNA). Gene Ontology annotation, cellular component: Pwp2p-containing subcomplex of 90S preribosome; small-subunit processome. The record is from RefSeq and is a predicted model, not a curated record. Gene Ontology annotation, molecular function: protein binding. The transcript is spliced from 3 exons. Bases 1 to 2835 code for a protein of 944 amino acids. NCBI's taxonomy places the organism in Eukaryota, Apusomonadida, Apusomonadidae.
AUGAAGUUUGGCUACCAGUUCCAAAACCUCUGCGGCUCUGUCUACCGCUCGGGCGAUGUGGUGUUCACCCCGGAUGGCAACACCGUCCUAUCGCCUGUGGGCAACAGAGUGACCCGCUUUGACCUGCUGACGAACACCUCGUCGACGCUCGCCUUUGAGGCUCGGUCGGACAUCUCCAAGAUGGCCGUCUCCGCCGAUGGAGUGCUACUGAUGGUGGUGGAUGUGGAGGGCUACGGCUCGCUGAUCAACCUCAAACGUGGCGCUGUUCUGCAUCGUAUCAACUUUAAGGGCAUUGUCAACGCCAUGGCCUUCUCGCCGCUGCGGGGCUACCUGGCGGUGGCUGUCGGCUCCAAGGUUGUGCUGUGGUACCUGCCGCUGGCGGCGGCGACGACCAAGACCUUUGCGCCCAUGAUCAAGCUCAAGGAGCUCGCCGGCCACGUCGACGACGUGCUCUGCCUCUCGUUCUCGGGCAACGGUCGGUUCAUGGUCACCGGGUCGGCUGACCUCACCGCGCGGGUCCACGCCCUCUUCCCGCCGCGCGGCAAGUCGUUCCGCUCGAUCACCCUCGCCGGCCACCGCGACGUGGUUGUGGCUGCCUUUUUCGACGCCGCCUCGUCAAUCGUAUACACUGUCGCCCGCGACGCUGCCGUUCUCACCUGGGAGUGGAUCCCGCCCGAGGUGCUCGAGGAGUACUCGUACUCGGACGGCGAGUACUCGGACGUCGAGGCUGCGCCCGAGCUCGCGCCCGAGCUGGCAGCGAUGCAGAUCGAGGGCGCCAGCGAGAAUGCUGCUGGUGCGAGCGGCGCCGGCAACGACGACGACGUCGACGAGGACGCCGAUCAGGCGUUCUUUGGUUCGGGAUGGGUGAACAAGGACAAGUUUGAGGCAAUGUCCGGCUCGAGCGGCGGCACGGAGCUUGCCGAGAAUGCGCAGGAGAAGGAAGAGGAGGAGGAGCGCGAAGAGCUUCUGGGCGGGACGUGGAAGCGGGUAGCCAAGCACCUGUUCAAGCAGGACUUUGCCACGGUGAGCUCGGCGACGAUGCACGCGGCGUCGUCGCUGCUUGUGGUCGGCUUUUCGUCGGGCGUGUUUGGACUGUACCAAAUGCCGUCGGUGACGGCCAUCCACACGCUCUCAGUCUCGUCGACGCGUAUCUCGUCCGUCACGGUCAACGCGUCGGGCGAGUGGCUGGCCUUUGGCUCUGCGGCACUCGGCCAGCUGGUGGUGUGGGAGUGGCAGUCGGAGACGUUUGUGCUGAAGCAGCAGGGCCACGCCGGAACGCUCAACUGCGUCUCCUACUCGCCCGACGGCUUGUACAUGGCUACUGGCUCGGACGAUGCCAAGGUCAAGGUCUGGUCGACGACGACCGGCUUUUGCUUUGGCAACGCACUGUUCUCGGCCUCGACCGACGGCACCAUCCGCGCCUUUGACAUGACCCGCUACCGCUGCUUCCGCACCUACGCCACGCCGACGCCUGCGCAGCUAACGUGCAUGGCCAUCGAUCCGGUCGCCGACGUUGUUGUGGCCGGCUCGCUAGACGAGUUUGUCAUCUACGUGUGGGAUGUCAAGACCGCCCGGCUGCUCGAGAUGCUUUCGGGCCACACGGCGCCGGUCUCGACGCUCCACUUUUCGCCGGUCUCCAACAUGCUGGUCUCAGGCUCGUGGGACGGCUCGCUCAAGGUGUGGGACGUGUUCAACUCGCUCGGCCGCGCCGGCGGCGGCUCGAUCGAGACCUUUGAGGCGUCGACGUCCAAGGCUGCGGUGACGUGCGUUGCCUGGGCGCCCAACGACAAGCUCAUUGCCGCCGGCGCCAUGAACGGCACCAUCGUGCUGUGGGACCCGCGUGAGGGCAAGACUGUCGGCAUCAUUCACGCCCGCAACGACAUUACCGGCGGACGGACGGCCGGAAGCGCCACCACUGCGCUCAACAACCCCGCCGGCAAGUUCUUCACCUCGCUCGCCUUUACCGCCGACUCGACCUGCCUGCUGGCUGGCGGCGAGUCCAAGUACGUCUGCAUCUACGAGGUCUCGCAGCAGCUGCUCAUCAAGCGGUUCCAGCUCUCGCACAACCGCUCGCUUGACGGUGUGCUCGAUGAGCUCAACUCCAAGUACGUGGGCCAGGACGGGUGGGACGUCGAGGAGAGCCACCAGGACGACAAGGACCACCUUCGCGCCCUCCGCCGCAAGGCCAUGCCCGGCUCGCUCAAGGCUGUGCGCGACACGUACAAGUUUGUCGUGGCCUGCUCGGACAUCUCGUUCUCGCCAACUGGACGAUCGUGGGCGGCGGCGACGCCUGAGGGUCUACUGGUAUACUCGCUCGACAACUCGGUACUCUUUGACCCAAUCGACCUCGACGUCGACAUCACUCCCGACGCCGCCCGCGAGGCGCUCGACGAGCGCGACUUCACCACCGCCCUGCUCAUCGCGCUGCGGCUCAACGAGGACGAGCUGACGAGCGAGGUGUACCAGGCCGUCCCGCUUGACACCGUCGGCCUCCUCGUCUCGGACGUGCCUGAGGUUUACCUCGACCGCCUCGUGGCGUUUGUGGCCCGGCAACUGACGGCCAGCCCGCACGUCCACUUCCACUUGGUCUGGAUCCAGGCUCUCUUCCGCGAGCACUCGCGCGCCAUCCGCCGCCUCGCCGCCACCCUCGGCGGCCCCCUCACCCAUCUGCAAAAGGCGCUCGCCUCGCGCGCCGACCUCGUCACCGGCGCCGCAAAGGCUAACAAGCACAAGCUGGCAUAUUUUACCCAUGUCCACGCUGCACGCGCCAAGGCUGCCACAGCCGCCGCCGCUUCGUCGUCGUCGUCGUCGCCUGCUGCCAUGGCCACCGAGUAA